Messenger RNA from Coccinella septempunctata (seven-spotted ladybird), 1868 nucleotides. RefSeq lists its product as uncharacterized. The record is from RefSeq and is a predicted model, not a curated record. The transcript is spliced from 2 exons. Bases 1092 to 1868 code for a protein of 258 amino acids. Lineage: Eukaryota; Metazoa; Arthropoda; Insecta; Coleoptera; Coccinellidae.
CGAUACGAUCGUUACAAUUUUUUCUUUUUGAAAUUCAAAUUUAUUCAUUACAUAUUUGUUGUACCGCCACUGCAUUUGUACGUGUAUCGAAGAAUUCAGAUUUGCAGAUGGGCGCAUGUUUUCAAUCUGAUAAGAUAUUAAUCGGUUAUUCGAAGAUUUUAUUCUUUCUUUUCUGCUUUGUCUGGUGAAUGAGAUAAGUCAUCAGAGUUGAGUUCUUGAUAUAGAUAUUUUUUGGUAUUAAAUUUUGAGAUUUAGUUAGUAUUUCAUAGUUUCUAUUGGUUUAGUGAAACUCAAUUAAAAAUUGAGUUUUUGGGUGAAGCCCAGAUUUUCGAUUUGAAUAUAUAUUUCCAAGUUGAACUUCGUUGACCAACAUCCAACUUCGAAGAAUCAAUCACACCUGAAAACUGUGGUGAUCAGAACCUGGAAAUCCUUAUAUGGUGCUGUGUACAGUAUCGUACCAAAUCAGAUGGUUCUUCCUGCAUAGGAGCACUUCACCUGGAUUUUAAUUGCUAAUGGAAGUAUUCUGUUAUAUAUUUUGUUAUUUCAUUCGAUAUCCAAUUUAUAUAAUUUCGUAUGCUCUAUUUCAUUUUGCAUUUGAGACAUUGCGCUUCGAAGCUAUUCAUAAUAAUUUUCAUUGUUUAAAUCCAAUUGUAAGCAGCUAUUUUUCAAUAUUUCACUCUUAACUUUUUAUUCUUAUUUGAGCAAUUUAGUCUAUCUUAUUAAUAAAUCUCUGAAAGUGGAUAAAUUUGUUUUUGUGUGGGAACCAAAGCCUUCGAAAUUGCUUUCUAUUUUGAAAAUAGGUUCCGGGCUAGCUACAACCUAUUAACCCCGACCACCUCUCCGACUGAAGCUAGUAACUAACAGAUCUCUGAAGAGAGGAAAAACACUUAAUUGGUUACACAAUUUUUGGCGCCCAACGUGGGGCAAAUUUUUCGUAUUUUGCAUCCUUUGUUAAAAUUUCUGCAAUUUUGAAGGCUCCUCACACAAUCACAUAUCCAUAGGUAUCUUUUUCACAUUGCAAAAGAUAGCACGACAAGCGAUUAUCUCAGCUGGUAUUUGUCUCCACAACAUUCUUCACUUUAGUCUUCAUUAUGGUUAAAUUAAAUCCAAAUCAUUUGAGAAGUUUCGAACUAACCUAUGAAAUAUCAAUAAGAGGUAUUGUUCCCCCCACUACUGUUCAGGAAAAACGGAAAGUUUUAAGAGGUCUUUUAUCUCAGGAAAAUUCCGACAGGAGUUUUGUUGAGAUAUCAGACACAUAUAAGUUUGAUGAGAAUGUUAAAGAAAUUGGUGACACUUUAAAUGACAUUGAAGCUUUGCUGCAACAUCUUAGUGAUAAAUCUUCUGAUGAUGAUAAAAAGUUGGAGUCUAGAAUAACUCACGCGACAGGGCGAAUUUCGAGGUUGUUCGCACAAUCAGAAUCUGAAAACAAUGUUAAACAAGAACUUUUGAAAAGAGUAUUAAUUUUGGAAGCGGAUCUUUCUGAUAGGCAUGUUAAUAGAGAUCCAAUUGUUCAAUCGCCAUCUCAUUCAUCACAAAAUAACAAUCCAUUACAAUCAUCAACUCCAACUCAUCAUAGUGCAGCAGGUUUCUCGGUGCCUACUAAAAAGGUCCCAGUUUAUAAAUGGGGUAUAAAGAAAUUUUCUGGAAAAGAAGAUUUAUUAUCUUUUUUAGAAUUGAUUGACUCGUUAAAAUCCUCAAGGGGUUGUGAUAAUGCCGAUCUUUUUGAUUCAGCUGCCGAUCUUUUUGAAGGUGAUGCUUGGACGUGGUGGCAUAAUAACUUUCUGAAGAAUAGAUUUAGUGAUUGGUCUGAUCUAGUUUCUAAACUAAAAUCGACUUUCUUCAUAGUAGUCAUGAUGAAAUUAAGUUAG